AUGCCAUCGGAUCAGGCCGAAGUCAUCAUCAUUGGCUCUGGUAUCGCCGCAGCCGCAGCCGCCUACUCCGUACUGGCUGAAACCAGACGUGUGGACAACCUACGUCGCGUUCUCGUCAUUGAGUCCCGAGAGAUGUGUGGGGGCGGAACGGGUCGUGGCAAUGGUCUUUUGAACUGCGCACCACAUGAGAUGUUUCACAGGCUACGGAGUACUAUAGGUCUUCAUCGUGCCGCAGCGCUUGUGAGAUUCCAGCUAGCUCAUAUCAAAUUGCUGGGGGAGCUAUGCCAAGCGAUGGGCCAGGAUCAUGCAGAGUUCCGCGAGAGGGAGAUGGUAGAAUUCUACCUCACCGAACGAGAUCGCAAAAUUGCGUUCGCUAAGGCACAUUUAUUUGCACAGUGGGUUCCGGAAUUCAAGAUUGCAACCUUUGGCGAGGAUCAGGCGCGGGAGACCUUCUGGCCAUUUGGAUUCGUUAAUUCUGUAUGGCAUCAUCUCCUACGCAGUAAUAAACAAUUUCUCCACAUAAUGACACAUACGAGCGUUGUUGCCAUUGACUCAUUUAAAGGAGACCCAUGUAAGUGUGGAAGCCUUAUCAUUUCCACUCAUUCGAAAAAGAACGAUGGCUAUGUGGUCCGAACCACGCGUGGCAACUUCAGAUGCAAUCACAUCGUGCACGCUACAAACGCUUUCGCCCCCGAUCUCGUGCCCGGCCUGCGUAGCAAGAUGACCGGGAUCCUCGGAACCAUGACUGCGCUCAGCCCAGGGUUUAGCCUUUUCAACAUGGGCCGCAGAAAUGCAUGGUCUGUUGUGCAUGGGAAAACAAGUGACAAUGCUAUGCAGCGACCAAGCGGUCAGGGGGAUAUCAUUAUUAGUGGAGGAUUCUCGCGCGCAGCAGGCCACGGUGCAAGCAUGAUUGGCGUAUAG
Molecule: messenger RNA, 921 nt
Organism: Daldinia loculata
Lineage: Eukaryota; Fungi; Ascomycota; Sordariomycetes; Xylariales; Hypoxylaceae
Exons: 5
Coding region: 1-921 (306 amino acids)
Cellular component (GO): cytoplasm
Molecular function (GO): oxidoreductase activity
Source: RefSeq, a predicted model, not a curated record